This is a messenger RNA of Acanthoscelides obtectus, 1029 nucleotides long. The record is from the annotation of a GenBank genome assembly. NCBI's taxonomy places the organism in Eukaryota, Metazoa, Arthropoda, Insecta, Coleoptera, Chrysomelidae.
AUGAAUCGCCAAGAACCUCUUACCUUCAAAUUAGUUGAUAUGACUGAGGACGAACUUUAUGACGAAAUUGCUCAUAUAGGUGAUGAUUUUGCUUCAAUUCCUUCUGAUGGUGGUUCUGAUAAUGACAGUGACGCUGAAGAAGAGACGGGAGAUUUGCAAGAAGAUAUGCAUGUAGAUGUGUUAGAAAAUAACUCUGGUGAUGAAAUUAUAGUUUCUGGUUCGGAUAUCGAAUCGCCUGAUGAAUGGGACUCUGAUGAUCUAGCGCGCUUAGCGACAUUGGCUCAAAAAUGUAAAAAUCAAAGACCAGUUUCAUGGAGUAAUCUUACAAGUAAUAUGAAACUGCCUGCAGAUUUUGUAAGUGAUUCUGGACUACCUCGUUCCAUUCAAGAUCGUGAAACACUCAAUCCUUAUGAAGCGUUCAAUUUGCUUUUCACUGACGAUAUUUUAAAUCACAUUGUUUUUCAAACAAAUCUUUAUGCAGAGCAGCGAUAUCAAGAUACAGGAAAACCCUACAAUAAAACAGAUAUCACAGAAAUCAAAACAUUUCUAGGUAUAAACCUUCUUUUCGGCAUAAAGAAAUAUCCAAGUUACAGAGACCACUGGAGUACAUCUGCUGACCUUCGCGAUCCAUAUAUAAGCAAAUUAAUGACAGUACAUAGAUUUGGUUGGCUUCUCACUCACAUCCAUCUAAAUGAUAACAGCACAAUACCAGAACGCGGCUCAGACCGUUACGACAAACUUUAUAAAGUGCGGCCGUUAUUGCAAUUUUUAUUAGAGAAUUUUCAAUCAUGCUUACAACCACAUGAACAUCUUGCUGUAGAUGAAGCUAUGAUUAAAUUUAAAGGUCGCUCCUCCCUAAAACAAUAUUUACCCAAAAAGCCUAUCAAAAGAGGUUACAAAGUAUGGGUUCUUGCCGACAAAACCGGGUAUUGUUGGAACUUUGAGAUAUAUACUGGAAAGGUUGGAAAUGAGACAGAGAAGAAUUUAGGAGCCAGAGUUGUCAAAAGUUUGACUGCCCAGAAAUGGUAA